Molecule: messenger RNA, 817 nt
Organism: Phalacrocorax carbo (great cormorant)
Lineage: Eukaryota; Metazoa; Chordata; Aves; Suliformes; Phalacrocoracidae
Source: RefSeq, a predicted model, not a curated record
GGCCCAGCCCACAGCGCCGCGGGUGGUGGCGGACAUGGCGCUCCGAACCUGCCCCAGGCAACGCCCCGCUAGGCGGGGCACGGCGCCGCUCCGCCUCCAGCGCAGCGUGACCUUCGGGACAUGGCGGCGGCGGCGGCGCGCGGGGCCGUGACGGGGAUCCUGAGGCGCUGGGCCCCCUGGGCCGCCCGCCGCCCGCUCUCCGGCCUCGCCGCCCGCUGCGCCGGGGGAGCGCGGGCACCGGCAGCGGCACCGCUCUGGAAACCGCGGCUGUCCCCGGGGAGCCCGCCCAGGGGAGGCACCUCGUCGCUCCUCAGCAGUGUCACACCUCUACUUCCAAGUAUACUUCAGCAGCCAGCAAGGACUCUCACUUACUGUAGCUUGCGGAAAGGAAAGAAGAAAACAGUGAAAUCCGUCAUCGAUAGGUUUCUCCGGCUGCACAACGGCCUUUGGGUUAGGAGAAAGGCUGGUUAUAAGAAGAAACUGUGGAAGAAGUCAGCUGCCCAGAAGAAGCGUUUGCGAGAGCUGACAUUGUGCACUAGAACACAAUGUAAACUCCUUGAUAAAAUGACCACUUCUUUCUGGAAAAGAAGAAAUUGGUAUGUUGAUGACCCCUACCAGAAGUACCACGACCGCACGAAUCUUCGUGUGUAGAAAUCUUGGAUUCAUUUUUGCAUCCCGCUAGGAAAGAGGUGGUGGUACAUAUGGUAUGGUCUUAAUAAAUAUGUAACACCUGUUACUUUUUCUAAAUAAACAUAUGCAUAUCGUCUGAUCAGAAUUAUGGGUAUCGAUGCCCAAAAUAAAGGAACAUUCAAGAUUA